Saccostrea cuccullata (small rock oyster) is the source of this 1968-nucleotide messenger RNA. RefSeq lists its product as uncharacterized. Lineage: Eukaryota; Metazoa; Mollusca; Bivalvia; Ostreida; Ostreidae. The record is from RefSeq and is a predicted model, not a curated record. Bases 199 to 1134 code for a protein of 311 amino acids. Gene Ontology annotation, biological process: protein polyubiquitination; ubiquitin-dependent protein catabolic process; positive regulation of proteasomal ubiquitin-dependent protein catabolic process. The transcript has 3 exons. Gene Ontology annotation, molecular function: ubiquitin protein ligase activity; ubiquitin conjugating enzyme binding; zinc ion binding. Gene Ontology annotation, cellular component: cytoplasm; ubiquitin ligase complex.
UAAGGUUUUUAUGUUUUAAGGUUUUUUAGUCUUUAAGGUUUUAAUGUUUUAGACUGAUUUUCCGUUUAACUAAAAAGCCCGAGAAGUUGCGAUUGUAUCUAUUCACAGAAAUCAAAUCGAAAGCGAAAAUACUUUUAAACUUCUGCAGGUAAAUAAAUAACAUUUAAAUUGCUUUAAUUUCGAUUGGAACACAGAGGUAUGGAGUUCAAGAGAUUGUCGUCUGACCAUGCUCGUACUUUUCACACGGCAUGUACAACAGUUGGCGAAAAUAAAGGUCCUAUAGCGUCCUUAUGUGGUGUUCCUCGACAGUGUGUGGAUGUUGUUGAUUUUGAGGAGGGGCUUAUAUACGAGGAUAGUAGAAGAAUUUCGAACCUUACCCUGCCAUUUCAAGUGAUGAUCGGGGCUACCGAGAGACGUGUUCCAUUUUACCUUGUGACCAGUAAUGUAGACAUGAUAGAGCAGGACCCAUAUGACGAGGAACCGAGGCUUAAAAUGUCAUGUGGCCACGCUAUUAAACCAGAUAACUUAUUUGGACACAUGAAAUAUACUCUAGUGAAUAAAGUUAGAAGUUCCGUUUGUUGCCUUACUCCAGGAUGCAAACAAUGGGACUUUGGUGAAAUAGUUCUAAAAGCUGAUUUGACAGACGACGAGAGGAUUUUCUUCGAAUAUAAAAUAUCAUUGAAUGCCAUACUUCAAAACAAUAGCGACACGUCUGAAUGCCCAAACUGUGGUCAGUUUUGUCAACGACAACAAAACACAAAAGCUGUUCAUUGUAACUGCUGUGCAUUAAAGGGAUUUGAUAAACAGUUUGAUUUCUGUUGGGACUGUAAAUCUCCAUGGAUACCAAAUCAUGUAUGUGGAAAUCGAGACCUAGAAGCUAUACAAAAAAUCCUAAAUGACGCCCCAAAGAAAACUUUAGAUUAUUCAAAAAUUGAGAAUGUACCUUCAAAAAGACUUUGUCCAAGCUGCAAAACUUUAAUUGAACACGAAAGACUUUGCAAGCAGAUGACUUGUCCAGGUUGUAAAAUUGAUUUCUGUUUUGCUUGUUUAACAGUUUGUACAAAUGGUAAUCUUAGAUGUUCAGGAUAUAGUCAGCAAUGUAAUGUAGCUCCAGUACAAAAUGUAUUCUUUUGAACACCAGACCACUUUGUCAUAAAAAUACUUACAGUCAUGUAUUUGUAUAUAUUGGUCACCAUGUCAUAAAAACAUGUAAAGGAUUUUUAAUAUAAUUAUUGCAAUUUAUCUAUCUGAAUUCAAAUAAACGUAAAGACUCAUUACUCAUUGUCAACAGAAUAGACAGCUAUAUUUUGGCAUAACAAAUCUAUGAUUGUGUCAAUGAAUUAGUCUUCAAAAGCACGUUGAUCAUUACAGUGAUAUAUUCAACCCAAAAAUCCAAUUUCCCCAGGCCUUAAUUAUAGGUGCCUGUUCCCUAUCUGUCCUUAUCAAGUUGAGGACAGGACCAUCUUUAUAAAAUAAAGUAUAUAGAGAUAGCGAACAGUAUUCAAGCUAAAGGGUCCAUUAAACAAUUCAAAAUUGGAGUAGAGCACGGACCUCCAAAAAAUCAGAGAUGGGAUCGGACGCGUUGGAGGAGUGAGCAUCCACUGCCGACCGGUCACACCCGCCGUGUGCUCCUGGUCAUUAUCAGGAAAUAAUUGCAAGCAAACAGUCAGUUUUGAACUGACAGGGAGAAAAUUUAUCCCUUUUUUUGUUCUCGCUCUAUUUAAAUGAUUUAGAAUCAUUCCUCAACAUGAAUGAUGAACAUUUGGAGAAAAUAUCUGAAAUGAUUGAGAAUGAACUUCAUGUGUAUAUUAAGCUUUUUGCUCUGCUGUAUGCUGAUGACACUGUCUUAUUUGCUGAAAAUCCUGAGUCAUUACAAAAUAUGUUGAAUUGUUUUCAUGAAUAUUGUAUAAAAUGGCGGUUAAAAGUAAAUGUUGACAAAACAAAAAUAAUGAGUUUUAGAAGAGGUCG